AUGUCUUUUGCACAGCAGAAGAAGCAGGAAGACCCUCACAACCAAGAGUCUUCUCCCUCAUAUCCGUUACAAGCGUCUGAGCUGUCUGCUAGAGGGCAGGUGGUGCUAACGCCCCCUUCGCCGCCGAAACUUGAGGGAACGUCACCUGAAAGGGAAGAUUCUCCUUCUGGCGGGGAUGGAAAGCUGUUGGUAAAAGAUACCGUGACCAACUAUAUCUACAGCGCACACUGGAAGGCCAUUCUUGAAGAGAUAAACGAGUUCAAGCAGUCAUUACAGGAAAACACUGAUCUGUCGGAUGAUGAAGAAGUUAUCGACGAUGAUAGUUCAAGUGGCAAAGAACCCACUAUCUGGUUUGGAAUAAGCAGGCCGACGAGCAAGGAGGAGCUAUUAUCUGAUAUGCCGGUUCGACAAAUCACAGACAGGCUGGUUUCCUAUUAUCUGAUCUCCAAAGAACCAAUUGUCACCAUCCUUCACAUUCCUAUGUUUCAAAAAGAGUACAACAAAUUCUGGUCGAACCCACAAGACGUUUCACUGCCAUGGCUCGGAAUGCUGUAUGCAAUCAUGACAUUGAGCACUAUGUUUUAUCAACGGACCGGAGACCCGAUACACGGUUUAGCUGGGGACUACGGUGAAAUCGCCAGCAUCUUCAGAAAGAGGAGUGCCCAGUGUCUUGUCCAGUCCAACUACAUUGCUGCAGGGCGGUACAAAGUUGAAGCACUGUUCCUUUAUACUAUGAGCGAGUUCUACAAGAAGCAUGACGUGGAAACAGGAGUCCCUUUCCUACUAGGGAUUACAAUCAAGUUGGCAAUGCGGAGUGGUUACCACCGUGAUCCAUCACAGUUUCCGGCUAUAUCUGCAUUUGACGGAGAGAUGCGAAGACGCACAUGGGUAUUUCUCUGUCAACUUGAUGCGUUGCUCUCUUUUGAGGUCGGCGUGCCACGGACGUUACAAGACUGGCAGUUUGACACGGAGCUGCCACGGAACCUGAUGGAUGAGGAUUUCAACGAAAACUCGCUGCAACUGCCUCCGUCUCGGCCGAUGAACGAAAUUACUACAUCAACGUACGUCAUUGCCAAAUCGCGUAUAAUGUUUGUCUUCGGGAAAAUUCUGGAUAUGGCAUUCUCGCGGAGACCUGUAACCUACGAAGAGACCUUGGAAGUCGACAGACAGUUGGAAGAAGCAAACAGUCUUAAGCCUCAAGCAUACCACAUUCGGCCAAUCAACCAGUGCAUUGCAGAUCCUCCGGAGUUGAUCUUCCAGCGGUUCACUCUUGCAAAUGUAUAUCAAAAGGCUCGCUGCGUGCUUCAUCGAAGGUACUUGGGCGAAGUGCAUACGAACAUGCGGUACGCGUACUCGCGCGUGGUGUGCAUUACAGCCGCGAAACAGAUUCUUCGUGUUCAUACAGAUUUGUACCGUGAGAUCCAACCUGGUGGGCUCAUGUACAGGAACAGAUUAUUUCCCAACUCGAUCCAAUAUACAGACUACCUGCUUGCGGCUAUGAUUCUUUGCAUGGAACUGUCUUAUAGUCACGCUACAAUGGCCAAGGUGAUGCCAAACGACGACGUGGCCGUCGUUACCAAAGACCGGGAGGAACUAAUAUCAACUCUUGAGAACUCCCAUCAGAUACUGCACGACCUACGAAAGCAAUCCGCCGAUGCUCAGAAGGCACACGCAGCAUUAACCGUCAUGCUCGGGAGGAUUAAGCGCGGUCUGCACACCAUACCGCCGCCGAAGACCAAUGUACCAAUUACAACGACAGUCACUCAACCUACCGAAGUAAUCAAUGAGCCGCCACCAUACGAUGCUUGGCCCAGUCUAGAUGCAGGAACAUUAGAAAACCCGUUGUUCUCUGUAUCUGCCAACAUGGCGCCAGAGCCUAUACCUACCAUAGACACGCAAUACGCAUCGCUGGACGUGAUAGGGGAGAUGCUUGAUACGCCUGCCAACAUUGAUUGGCAACUCUGGGACCAACAUAUCCAGAAUCGACCAAACCAUGUGAUGAACGGCGAUGAGUCGUGGUAUGGGCAUUGA
Messenger RNA from Aspergillus mulundensis, 2031 nucleotides. RefSeq names its product putative C6 transcription factor. Bases 1 to 2031 code for a protein of 676 amino acids. Gene Ontology annotation, biological process: DNA-templated transcription. NCBI's taxonomy places the organism in Eukaryota, Fungi, Ascomycota, Eurotiomycetes, Eurotiales, Aspergillaceae. Gene Ontology annotation, molecular function: zinc ion binding; DNA binding. The transcript has 6 exons. Gene Ontology annotation, cellular component: nucleus. The record is from RefSeq and is a predicted model, not a curated record.